AUGACCGAGGAGGGCGACAACAGUCUUUCUCCUGAUGAAUGCACUCAAUCGGGUAUGUGGGAAGUUGAACCCUUGUACUACUAUCAUCCGGGUAAACCGGAUAAAGCAAAACGAGGAAAAGCUUAUCGCAAUAGAGUGGAAGGUGACUUACGUUGCUUUGAAGAUUAUGACGGUGUAGUCUAUCGUCCUGGUGAACAUGUAUAUAUAGAAUCUGGAGCUAUUGAUCCUUACAUAGUCGGAACUAUCGCUCUUUUUAAAAUGUCAAAACGGGAUUCAUUGUCGGUGAAAAUAACUCGGUUUUUCCGGCCUGACGAUGUGCCUGAAAUAUCUCUGAGCUUAAUAUUGCAAGAGAGAAGUGAAUUGUCUCCUGAGGAUGAGCCGAUUGUUGAUACACAUCCUAGAGAGCUUUUUACUUCUGAAUCUUCUCAAUUUUAUCCAAUUUCGUUAUUAAGAGGAAAGUGCGAAGUUAACUUUGUCAAGGAUUUUCGCAGUAUCUCAAGCUGUGAUCUUGUUAAGGAAAAUUCAUUUUUUACCUGUUUGGCAUAUAAUCAAGAAUCGGCCAGACUGGCUUCCGUUCAAGGAGAAAUACGUGUAGGCUCUUCUUAUCAGGCUGUGUUGCCUCCUGAAGCGACUACUAGUGUUGGUGAUGAAGCUGAUCGUGAUGAGCUUAUUUAUCGGCCUAAUCAAAUUAGCCAGGCCACCGAGAUGAAUUAUGUCCAUAUGGCGCGAACUUUUAGAAUAUUUUCAAUGGUCGAUAGUAAAUUAAAUUCUGUCGAAAAAGCUGCUAGGGUGACGGAUUUGUUGUUUGAUGACUCAUUGGCUACUUUGCAUCGCUGUGGCUAUAAAUUCGAUGCCGCUUUAUUAGAAAUGAAUGCAAAUGAUAAGCUGUUAGCAGACGAUACGAAUUUCAUGACGUCAGAGGAUAGUAAACGAUUCAGCAAAGGAAUUAAGACAUUUGGAAAAAAUUUCAUGCGUAUUAGACGAGAACUUUUACCACUACACAAUAGAGAACAGCUUGUUGCUUACUAUUAUCUCUGGAAGAAGACUAACGAAGCCACAAAACCCAAGGCAUUGGCCCGUCAGAGAAAUCAAACUGCUGCAAUGAAGAAACCUAAAAACGGCACUAAAGCAUCACGACAAACAUCUCCUCAGCUGAAUGAUUAUGCCUCUGCAAGUGAGAGUGAAUGUGAAAACGAGACAGUAAAGAGGGGAUCGCAGUAUGCAUGUCAUCAUUGCUAUUCUGAAAAGAGUCGUGAUUGGCACCACGCUGGCAGGGAUGGUCUUCUUUUGUGUACCGACUGCCGUAUAUUUUUCAAAAAAUAUGCCCAGCUGCGUUCUGUUGAAAGACCUGCUACUGUUCCACCUUGUCUUUUCAAACGAAGUCCAUCCGGUACAGAUCCAGAAGAAGACUAUGGAGUUCGUACUAGAGCAGGAAAGAAUGGAAGAAGAAGAACACCUUCAAUGGGAGACGAAAGAAGAAGUCCUAGCCAAGCUGUAUCCGUUCAUGAAUUUGAUAUGGAGAAAAUUAAACUCAAUAAAAAUUCAAAGAGGAAAAAGAGUUCAGUGAACGGAAGUGCAAAGAAGAAGAAGAUGGAUGAAAAGGAAGAGGAAACUGAUAAAGAAGUAGAAAUAAAAGCCAGUUCUAGUCCUCAAUCGAUUGAUGAUCCAACACAUGCUACUUGUAUAAAAGAGGAAAGUCCUGAUACAGAUAUCAAAAAUGUGAAUGAGAGUAUGUGCUUGGAUGUUAAACCAUCCACAAGCUCGGAUAGUAUAAAGAACGAAGAUUCUGACAAUGAACCUGUUGAAUUGGAUGAAGAUAAUUCAUGGGAGCCAGGAGAGGAGGAAGCGUAUAUUAGUAAUAAUGCUAUCUUUGUUCGAAAUAUAGUGAGGAAAGUCGGUCAUCGAUGCUCAAGAACAGAUUUAAUAUACAAGCUAAAGCCUGGUGGCAAAUAUGAUGAAGCAAGGAGAAAGAGGGAGGAAGCUGCUAGAAAUCCUCCUACCGUCGCCGUUGCUGCUCAAAUUAAGAAGCCUGAAAUGAAUGGAGUUGCUGAUGCUGCUCCUCGAUUACCGGUUAAUGGAUAUGCUAUGGACCCUACAAAUUUGAUGGCAGCAUUUUUAAUGCAAGCUCAAGCUCAAGCUCAAGCCCAGGCUCAGGCCCAAGCUGCUCAAGCACAGGCUGCGCAAGCCCAACAGCAGAUGCUCGAGCAAAACAUGAUAAAAUUAGAGAUGCAACGUCAACAAUUUCUAUUGCAAAGAGAAGCUGCUACUCGAAUGAAUGUAAUGCCUCCUUUCAUGGAUCAAAGAAUGGCAGCUCCUAUGCCUUUCUUAGCUGCUGUGGCUGCGUCUGGAGCUCAGAACAACGAUAUGAGGCUUCAAAUGGAACUAUUAGCUCAACAGCAAAUGGCGCAACAUUUUCAACAACAGAAUGGACCAAUGGGUGGAAAUUUAAUGCCUCCUGAAAUGCAGCUUAUUACACCACAAAUGGUGCAACAGUUGAUGCAGCAUCAAAUGCUAUCGAAUGCCAUGCCAGUGAAUCAAUUCCCAGGUGCAGGCAUGCAUCCAGGAAUGAACAUGCCCCAACCAUCUCCUCUUACAAACUCUGAUAUGAUGAGACGUCUCCAACAAGAAGGAGGCUACCAGCUGCCAGCUGCUAUGCGUCACCAGCAGUAA
Auanema sp. JU1783 is the source of this 2670-nucleotide messenger RNA. The record is from the annotation of a GenBank genome assembly. Lineage: Eukaryota; Metazoa; Nematoda; Chromadorea; Rhabditida; Rhabditidae.